Poeciliopsis prolifica (blackstripe livebearer) is the source of this 4257-nucleotide messenger RNA. It is a transcript of the gene ints3, whose product is annotated as integrator complex subunit 3. The transcript has 28 exons. Bases 251 to 3412 code for a protein of 1053 amino acids. Lineage: Eukaryota; Metazoa; Chordata; Actinopteri; Cyprinodontiformes; Poeciliidae. The record is from RefSeq and is a predicted model, not a curated record. Gene Ontology annotation, cellular component: cytoplasm.
UCUGUGCGGAUGUCCGUUAUGUUACUGUAGUCGGACGGUGUUACGGAGUCAGACUGGUAUCCAAGCUGCCUCCAAAUAAGUUUUAAAAACACAUAUCAACUGACCGAAGUGAUUCACAGCGAGGCUCUGACCCGGGCCACAGCCCCCGUGACUCUCCAUUACAUCGAUACAGACACCAACAACAUCACUGAAACGGUAGUCCCAACCCAGCACAGCUCCGCGGGGCCCCGGAGAGGCGCGGCGGGAGCAGAUGGAGCCUGCACCGGCAAAGGCGAAGCCACAGGGCCGGCUCCUGGUGUCCACCCAGCUGGAUGCUAAAGACGAGUUAGAGGAGAGAUUGGAACGAUGUGUUGUGAUCGUCCAAGCAUUGACCAAUGGGCUGUCAGAACGGGAAGCCAACGAUGCACUCACUGCCAACGUGUGUAAAGGCCAGCAGCAGCAUGAGGAGGUCUGUCUGGGUCUGUUCACCCUGGUCCUCACAGAGCCGAGCCAGGCCCAGAGGUGCUACAGAGAUCUGACGCUGGUCAACAGAGACGGGAUGAACAUAGUGCUGGUAAAAAUCAACCAGAUCCUGAUGGAGAAGUUCCUCAAACUGCAGGACAAUCCCAGAACGCAGCUGGUGUGGCUGGUCAGGGAACUGGUGAAGAGUGGAGUAAUUGGAGCCGACGGCGUCAUCAUGACGCUUCUGAAGCAGAUUGCAGGUGGAGACAUUUCCGCUAAGAACCUCUGGUUGGCGGAGAGCGUCCUGGACAUCCUGCUCGAUCAAAAGGAGUGGGUGUUGAAGAGCGGGAUGUUAAUAGCGAUGUCGGUGUACACCUACCUCCGUCUGAUUGUGGAUCACGGCACUCCAAACCUGCUGCCUCUGCGCCAGAAAGAAGUGGAUUUCUGCAUCAGCAUGCUGCGGGAAAAGUUCAUGGAGUGCCUCAUCAUCGGCAGAGAUCUGGUUCGUCUGCUGCAGAAUGUUGCUCGGAUCCCGGAAAUGGAGCUGCUGUGGCGGGACUUGUUGCACAACCCUCAGGUUCUCAGUCCUCAGUUUACAGGGAUCCUCCAGCUCCUGACGGCUCGAACGUCUCGGAAAUUCCUCGCCUGUCGACUGACUCCAGACAUGGAGACCAAGCUGCUGUUCAUGACCUCCAGGGUGCGUUUCGGGCAGCAGAAGCGGUACCAGGACUGGUUCCAGAGGCAGUAUCUGUCCACAGCAGAGAGCCAGUCGCUGCGCUGCGACCUGAUCCGCUACAUCUGCGGCGUCGUCCAUCCCUCCAACGAGGUGCUGAGCUCUGACAUCCUGCCGCGCUGGGCCAUCAUUGGCUGGCUGCUCACCACCUGCACGUCGAACGUGGCGGCCUCCAACGCCAAGCUGGCCUUGUUUUACGAUUGGCUGUUCUUCAACCCAGAGAAAGACAGCAUCAUGAAUAUCGAACCAGCCAUCCUGGUGAUGCAUCACUCCAUGAAGCCUCAUCCUGCCAUCACAGCCACGCUGCUGGACUUCAUGUGCCGGAUCAUCCCUCACUUCUUCCCUCCGUUGGAGUCUCAGGUCCGGCAGGGCGUCUUCAAUUCACUCAACUUCAUCAUGGAGAAGAGGGUGCUGGCUCACCUUGCUCCUCUGUUCGACAACCCAAAACUGGACCGAGAGCUUCGCUCGAUGCUCAGGGAGCGGUUCCCCGAGUUCUGCAGCCCGCCGUCUCCUCCCACCGAAGUGAAGAUGGAGGAGGCGGUUUCCAUGGAGAUGGACAACCACGUCCUGGACAAGGAGGAGGGCUGCUACGACCACACGGAGGCAGCUUUCAGCGAUGACGAGGAGGAAGUCAACAACAAAGGAAAGAAGAGGGAGUUCCGGUUCCAUCCAAUCAAAGAAGCUGUGGUAGAGGAGCCAGCUGACAUCACGCCCUGGCUCGACCAAUUAGACGACACCAUGAAGGAGAAGGUGCAGCAGAUUCAGAAGACCAGUGACACGGAGACUCAGUGCGAGGUCAUGCAGGAGGUCGUGGAUCUAAUCAUGGAGGAUGACUUUGACACGGAGCAGAUGUCGGCUCUGGCUUCCUGUCUGGCUGAGCUCUUUAAAGAUCACUUCAGAGGGGAGGUUCUCCCCGAGGAGAUCACAGAAGAGUCUCUGGAGGAGUCCGUGUCCAAACCCGUGUGCCUGAUCUUCAGGAACCUGGUCACCAUGCAGGAAGACAACAGCGGCUUCUCGGUGCUGCUGGACAUGUUGGCCGAGCUUUACCAGAAGCAGCCGAAGAUCGGAUACCACCUGCUGUACUACCUGAAGGCCAGCAAAGCGGCGAACGGGAAGAUGAUGCUGUACGAGUCGUUUGCCCAGGCGACGGCGCUCGGCGACCUGCACACGUGUCUCAUGAUGGACAUGAAGGCGUGUCAGGAGGACGACGUCCGGCUGCUCUGCUACCUCACGCCGUCCAUCUACUCCGAGUUUCCAGAUGAGACGCUGCGGAGCGGUGAGCUGCUCAACAUGAUCGUAGCCGUCAUCGACUCCAUGCAGCUACAGGAGCUGAUGUGUCACGUGAUGAUGGGGAACCUGGUCAUGUUCCGGAAAGACUCGGUUCUGAACAUCCUCAUUCAGUCUCUGGAGUGGGAAACGUUUGAACAGUACAGCACCUGGCAGCUCUUCCUGGCCCACAGCAUCCCACUGGAAACCAUCAUCCCCAUCCUGCAGCACCUCAAAUACAAAGAGCAUCCGGAGGCCUUGUCCUGUCUGCUGUUGCAGCUCCGCAGAGAAAAGCCGAGUGAGGAAAUGGUGAAGAUGGUUCUGAGUCGGCCCUGCCACCCGGAGGACCAGUUCACCACCAGCAUCCUGCGCCACUGGGCGUCCAAAUACGACGACACGCUGGGGGAACACAUCAAGGCUCAGCUGAUCAAGAACAACAACCAGCCGCGCAAGAGGCAGAGUCUUCGUAGUUCAAGCAGCAAACUGGCUCAGCUGACCCUGGAACAGAUUCUGGAGCAUCUGGACAAUCUGAGGCUGAGUCUAAGCAACAUGAAGAACAACUGUGAGCACGCACACACACACACACACACACACACACACACACACACGCUCAGAGAGCAGCUGAUCCUCCUCAGGUCAAUGAUGCCUCUCCUCUUUCUUUCAGUCUUCAGUCAGACUCCCAUCCUUCAGGCUCUGCAGCACGUUCAGGCCAGCUGCGACGAAGCUCACAAGAUGAGGUUCAGCGACUUGUUCGCCCUCGCGGAGGAAUACGAGGAUUCUCAGGCGAAGCCUCUGAAGUCCAGGAGGAAAGCGCCGGCCUCGUCGCCUCGCUCCAGGAAGGGCGUAGCUCCGCCCACCAACAACGAGGAGGAGAGCGCCUCCAGCAGCGCUUCAGAGGAGGAAGACUCAAAGCCCAAAGCGCCAAAGAGGAAACGGAGAGGCUCGUCAGCGGUUGGCUCCGACAGCGACUGAUGAACCCUCUGACCAAUCAGACGCCAACAAACACCGCCAUCCGACCAGUCGCUCAGCGCUACCCAUUCCCCACGGAGGAUGAAGGAGGCCCCAGGUUUGGGACUUCAAAUCCGGGUCGGGGGUCGACUUCCUCCUGAUGUGAUUGAUGCCGUUGCCAGGGAGACGAGGAGCGGGCUGCUGGGUUUUGAUCGCGCUGGGAGUAGAAACCACAAACUCUUGAUCCAAACGGACCGAUUUUUAAACAUGAUGAGAGGGGCCCCUGUAGUUUUUCCCUGGAGGGGCGUGGACUCGUAAUUUCCUGCUGUUUUUUAGCAGCUACUUCUUGUUUGUCUUGCUGCAGUAAAAGCAUCUGUUGUUCCUUCAUGUCAGGUGAAUUCUUCAUAAACACAAAUGAUGGUUUCAGGGUCUCAUUCGUCUGUUACUUGGGAGUUUUGAUUAGAAAGCAAAGCGGGGUUUGCUCAAAAGCACAACGGCAGCAAUAGUCAUUGUCACAGCAACCUUUCGCUGUAUUUACUGUUGUGUACAAAAACAAUCUCAAAUGUGGUUUUGAUUUUUUUUUUUUCUGUCCAGAGCUUCUGAUCUUUUCUGACUUUUGGCAGAAACACGAUGAGAUGGAUGCAGAUCAGCAGAAGUAUUUUUUUAUCGACAGUGAAUCUUUUACAGAGUCGCGUUUUUAAGGAUCUUUGAAACUAAAUCUUUAAGCUUUCCAAAGCCGAGUCAGAAAAUAGCAGAAGUCCUCUGCCGCAAUUUUAUUUACAGCCAUAUGUCUUUACAAAGCCUUAACUGGUUCAGACACAGAGCUGAUUUUACAGGAUGUGAAAAAUAAUAAAUGAGCAAAUGAUGAA